This is a messenger RNA of Panicum hallii, 4685 nucleotides long. RefSeq names its product tyrosine-sulfated glycopeptide receptor 1-like. NCBI's taxonomy places the organism in Eukaryota, Viridiplantae, Streptophyta, Magnoliopsida, Poales, Poaceae. The transcript has 2 exons. Gene Ontology annotation, biological process: protein phosphorylation. The record is from RefSeq and is a predicted model, not a curated record. The coding region runs from base 107 to 4600 and encodes 1497 amino acids. Gene Ontology annotation, molecular function: protein kinase activity; ATP binding; protein binding.
CUUCUUUCUUCUACCUCAUGCUCUUCCCUGAUUAGACCAUUAAUCCUUCAUCUAGACACACACAAGCUAAGCUUUCUGGUUUCCAUGCUAGUUUCAAGAGGAAGCCAUGCAGCCAAACCAUUCUACAUACAAGAAGUGCAGCAGCUGGUUACACAUACCUUAUCUUGGCCUUGCUGUUCUGCUGGUCUCGUUGGCGUCUCCCACCAGUUCCUGCGCAGAGCUGGAGAAGGCCUCCCUGCUCCGGUUCCUCGCCGGGCUCACCCAGGAUGCAGGCCUCGCCAAGUCAUGGAAGGAAGGCACUGAUUGCUGUAAGUGGGAAGGGGUCUCCUGCAGCAGAAACAAGACGGUCAUCAGUGUCUCACUGGCUUCCAGGGGGCUUGAAGGGCACAUCUCAACAUCUCUUGGCAACCUCACCGGCCUGGAGCAUCUCAACUUGUCCUACAACUCGCUGUAUGGUGGCCUGCCGCUGGAAUUGGUGUCGUCCAGCAGCAUCAUCGUCCUCGAUGUCAGCUUCAACCAGCUCAUGGGAGACCUGCAUGAGCUGCCAUCUUCAACCACUGACCAACCUCUGAAGGUACUGAACAUCUCAAGCAACAAGUUUACAGGGCAGUUUACGUCCACAACAUGGAAGGGGAUGAAGAAUUUGGUUGCACUCAAUGCCAGCAACAACAGCUUCACAGGGGAACUUCCAGGCCAUUUCUGUAACAUAUCACCAUCCUUUGCUGUGCUUGAACUCUGUUGCAACAGAUUCAGUGGUCGUAUCCCGACACAGCUCGGCAAUUGCUCCAAGCUCAGAGUGCUCAAGGCUGGCCACAACAACCUCAGUGGGUCAAUUCCAGAUGAGCUGUUCAAUGCUACCACGUUGGAGCACCUAUCUUUUCCUAACAAUGAUUUGGAUGGUGUACUCGAUGAUACACGCAUGGCCAACAUUAGAGAUCUGACAACCCUUAAUCUUGAGGGGAACAAGUUCACUGGCAAUAUCCCUGAUUCUAUAGGACAGCUCAAGAGAUUAGAGGAGCUCCAUUUGGACAACAACAACAUGUCAGAGGAGCUGCCAUCAUCACUAGAAAAUUGCACAAAUCUCAGAACCAUUGACCUCAAGAGCAACAACUUCAGUGGCGAUCUUGUGAAGGUCAAUUUCUCUACACUGUACAAUCUAAAAACUUUAGACCUUCUGUACAACAACUUCACUGGCACAGUUCCAGAAAGCAUAUACUCCUGCAGAAAUUUGACUGCACUAAGGCUAUCUGGAAACAACUUACAAGGGCAACUUUCACCGAGAAUAGGUAACCUGAAGGCUCUCACUUUCCUAUCUAUUGGUAGAAACAAUUUUACAAACAUCACAAAUACACUUCAGAUCCUUAAGAGCUGCGCAAAUCUUACAACCCUGCUAAUUGGGAGCAACUUCAAGGGAGAGAUCCUGCCACAGGAUGACACAUUUAAUGGUUUUGAGAAUAUUCAGGUCUUGGACAUUGAAAAAUGCCUAUUGUCUGGGAACAUACCUCUUUGGAUAUCAAAGCUAACAAAUUUAGAGAUUUGCUGCACAGAGCAGGAGAAGGCCUCUCUCCUGCAGUUCCUUGCUGGGCUGUCGAAUGAUGCCGGCCUAGCCAAGUCAUGGCAGGGAGACACAGAUUGCUGCAAAUGGGAAGGCAUCACCUGCAACAGAAACAGGACAGUCAUUGAGGUCUCUCUGGCUUCUAGAGGCCUUGAAGGGCGCAUCACACCAUCUCUGAGCAACCUCGCUGGCCUUCAGCAUCUUAACUUGUCCUACAACUUGCUGUCUGGUGACCUGCCGCUGGAAUUGUUAUCAUCCAGCAGCAUCAUUGCCCUUGAUGUCAGCUUUAACCAACUCAGCGGAGAGCUGCACGAGCUGCCAUCUUCAACCCCUGGCCAGCCUCUACAGGUACUUAACAUCUCAAGUAACAUGUUUACAGGGCAGUUUACAUCCAUAACAUGGAAGGCGAUGGAGAAUCUGGUUGCACUCAAUGCCAGCAACAACAGCUUUACUGGGCAGAUACCAACACAAUUCUGUAACAUAUCUCCAUCUUUUGCUGUGCUUGAUCUAUGUUACAACCAAUUCAGUGGCACAGUCCCCCCAGGGCUUGGUAACUGCUCCAUGCUGAGAGUGCUCAAGGCUGGCCACAACAACCUCAUUGGGACACUCCCUGAUGAACUCUUCAAUGCUACCUUGCUAGAGCACCUGUCUUUCCCUAACAACCAUUUGCAAGGAACACUUGAUGGUAAACGCAUAAUCAACGUCAGGUAUCUGUCUACACUUGAUCUUGGAGGCAACAACUUCAUUGGUGAUAUCCCAGAUUAUAUAGGUCAGCUCAAGGGAUUGGAGGAGCUCCAUUUGGACCACAACAACAUGUCAGGAGAGCUGCCAUCAUCAAUGGGCGGCUGCACAAAUCUCACAACCAUCGACCUCAAGAACAACAAUUUCAGUGGAGAACUCAACAAGGUCAAUUUCUCCAACUUACCCGAUCUAAAAACCUUAGAUCUUAUGCGGAACAGUUUCAGCGGCGAAAUUCCAGAAAGCAUAUACUCAUGCCACAAAAUAACUGCACUGCGUCUAUCUUCAAACAAUUUCCAUGGCCAGUUAUCGAAGGGACUAAGCCAUCUGAAGUCACUCUCCUUCCUAUCACUUACUGGCAACAGUUUUACGAAUUUAACAAAUGCACUUCAGAUACUAAAGAGCUCCAAGAAUCUCACCACUCUUCUUAUUGGAAAUAAUUUCAUGCAUGAGACCAUGCCUGACGAUGACAGAAUUGACGGUUUUGUGAAUCUUCAGGUUCUUUCAAUAAGUGAAUGCUCAUUGUUGGGGAAAAUACCUCAUUGGUUAUCAAAGCUCAGAAAUUUGGAGAUGUUAUUUUUACAGAGCAAUCAACUAACUGGAACAAUACCUGACUGGAUAAGCAGCCUAAACUUCCUGUUCUAUGUUGAUAUAUCAAAUAACAAUCUGACUGGGGAAAUUCCUACAGCGUUAACAGAUAUGCCAAUGCUAAAAUCAGAGAAGACUGCUGCAAGUUUGGAUCCGAGAGUCUUUCAACUACCAAUUUAUGUAGAUAUGUCACUUCAAUACCGCAAGGCCAAUGCUUUUCAAAAAGUGCUCAAUCUAGGAAACAAUAACUUCAUUGGUGUGAUCCCUCCAGAGAUAGGUCUCUUAAAAGAGCUCCUUUCACUAAAUUUGAGCUUCAACAAAUUAUAUGGAGAAAUCCCCCAAUCGAUCUGCAACCUCACAAACUUGCUGGUGCUCGACUUAUCAAGCAAUCAUCUAACUGGCAGAAUUCCAACCAAGAUGAACAAUCUGCACUUCCUUUCUAAGUUUAACGUUUCUUUCAAUGACCUGGAAGGGCCUGUGCCAACCACAGGCCAAUUUAGUACAUUCACAAAUGCUAGCUUUGAUGGCAACCCGAAGCUCUGUGGUCUUACACUUAUUCGCCAUUGCAAUUCGGCAGAAGCACAAUUCACCUCCAAGAAACAACAUAAGAAGAAGGUCAUAUUUGCGCUUGCAUUUGCUAUAUUUUUCGUAGCUAUUGCCAUCCUAUUCCUUCUUGUUUGUCUUCUUGCCUUGUCCCGGGGAACAAGUUCCAGGACCAAAAACAGGAGCACCGAUGAUAGUGACAUAGAAGUGCUAUCAUUCAACUCCAAUUCAGAGCAUUCAUUGGUGAUGAUGCCAGGAAGCAAGGGAGACGAAAAUAAGCUCACAUUCACGGACAUUAUGAAGGCAACAAAUAAAUUUGGCAAGGAGAACAUCAUUGGAUGUGGAGGCUAUGGACUAGUAUUCAAGGCCGAGCUACCCAAUGGAUCCAAGCUUGCAAUUAAGAAGCUUAACGGCGAGAUGUGCCUUAUGGAAAGGGAGUUCACUGCAGAGGUUGAAGCACUAUCCAUGGCCCAGCAUGAAAAUCUUGUGCCACUGUGGGGUUAUUGCAUCCAUGGAAACUCGAGGUUCCUCAUAUAUUCUUUCUUGGAGAAUGGCAGUUUGGAUGAUUGGCUUCACAACAGGGAUGAUGAUCCUGGAAUAUUUCUUGACUGGCCAGUGAGGCUCAAAAUUGCACAAGGAGCUAGCCGUGGCCUUUCUUACAUCCAUGAUGUCUGCAAGCCGCACAUUGUCCAUCGUGACAUCAAAUCCAGCAACAUCCUACUUGACAAAGAAUUCAAAGCUUACAUUGCAGAUUUUGGGCUGUCAAGACUGAUCCUUCCGAACAAAACUCAUGUCACGACCGAAUUGGUUGGCACUCUUGGUUACAUCCCACCUGAGUAUGGCCAAGGGUGGGUAGCUACUCUAAGAGGUGAUAUAUACAGUUUUGGAGUUGUCCUCCUUGAACUGCUUACAGGAAAACGACCUGUUCAGGUCCUGUCCAGAUCAAAAGAACUUGUCCCAUGGGUGCUGGAGAUGAGGUCUCAUGAGAAGCAGAUUGAGGUCCUAGAUCCAGUGCUACGAGGCACAGGGCAAGAAGAGCAAAUGCUGAAGAUGCUUGAAGUUGCUUGUAAGUGUGUGAACCAUAACCCGUCUAUGAGGCCACGUAUCAUGGAAGUAAUCUCAUAUCUGGAAAGCAUUGAUGAUGGCCUGCAGACCGAAAAGUCAGUCUACAAAUGAUAACAUUGUAGUUCAGUUGCAUGUAGAGUUAUAGACAUAUAGCAGAUCUAUUUUCAGUGAAGUUACUAGUUUUGGCUUUAAGUGA